Messenger RNA from Rhagoletis zephyria (snowberry fruit fly), 777 nucleotides. The record is from RefSeq and is a predicted model, not a curated record. Lineage: Eukaryota; Metazoa; Arthropoda; Insecta; Diptera; Tephritidae.
AUGCACCGCGACCUGAAACCGGCCAAUGUGCUCAUCAACAAGGACGGAACGGUGAAGCUGGGCGAUCUGGGCCUUUCCGCGAUCCUCUCCGCCACCAGCGACCACGCCCGUUCCCUGGUGGGCACGCCCUACUACAUGGCCCCGGAGCGGCUGUCCGAGCUGGAGUACACCUUCAGCGCAGACAUCUGGUCGCUGGGCUGCCUGCUCUACGAGCUGGUCACCCUUUACCCGCCCUUCUACGAGGACAACCAGUCGCUGGCGAUGUUGAUGCGCAAAAUCCAGCACCGACAGUACCGCCCGGUGACCAGCUACCCGCAGACCGGACCGCCCGGAUCGGCCGCCUCUCGACCCGAGGUGGCCGCCAUCAUUGACGCCUGUCUGGUGCUGGAGCCCUCCGCCCGGGCCGACCUGGAGCAGGUGUACCAGGUGGCGAAGCGGAUGAACCGCCAAUUCCAGGGACAGUCCUCAUCAUCAACGACGACGACGACGAUCAGCGCCAGCAGCUCAAACCCCAGUCUACUGUCGCCUCACACUUCCGGUUCCAGUGGUGGUGGUGAGGUGCAGAAAAUGGACGUUGAUGGCGAAGAUGAGGAGGAGAUGGGAGAGCAAAAAAUGACCUUAAAUCACGAUCUGAACCGGAGAAGGGCACAGUCUGACGCCUGUUCAGCCUUUCCCGGGAAUGGAAAUCACACCAGCAACACCUCAUCUUCCUCCUCAACUACUCAGCACCCGAAAACACUUAAGCAGAUAUACCGCAACUUGAAGAGUAUUUUCUAG